AUGUUCUCUGAUCGGACUAGAUAUUCUUCUGAUCGGAAUAUCUUGAAGAGAUAUUUGAAAAGAGCACUGAUAGCUUUAUCUAUUCUUGCCAUUUGUGGAAUAAUUGCAUUAGGAUUGUCCAGUUUGUUGUGGUAUUUAGUGGAAGAUUCAGCUUCAUCACCUCAAUCAGCCGCGCCUUCCACAACAAUAGCUCCAGUUAAAUGGCAAUUCAAGCAAUUUGUCAAAAAUGCGACUCUGCUAAAAACUCUCCCGUCGGCUGCUUCAUGCGGUAAACGAAUCGUUGGAUACUACACAGAAUGGGAAGCUCCAGAAGUGACAGAAAAUCAACUUCGAAAAUUGACUCAUGUCAUUUUUCUAUUCGCUGCGAUAUAUGAGGAUGGGAGUGCACAAUUUUGGGAUGAGCAUGGUGAGAGCAGAUUUCUGACUCUGAAAGAGAUGGCGAAGAAGUUGAAUACUGGUCUGAAAGUGAUGAUUGGAAUUGGUGGGUAUAUGGUAUCUCCAAGAUUUGGACCGAUUGUAUCAGAUUCGAAGUUGAGAAAGAAACUCAUCAGCGACAUCGCCUCUAUAAUUGAUGAGCAUGACCUUGAUGGUGUGGAAAUCUUUUGGAUAUUUCCCGGACAAACACAUAAGAAGUACUACUUGAAACUAAUUAGGGAACUUCGAGAGAAGUUGUCUCAAAUGGAACAAAUCAAAAACCGAGCAGAAGCGUAUAUCCUCUCGAUAGUCGCUCCGAAAUUCAAAGUUCAGUUGAAAAAUGGUUACGAUUUGAAGAGACUUUUGGAAUAUGCCGAUUUUAUUGAUGUGCUUACUUACGAUUACUUUAACAAACAGUACAGCUCGGAUCGGGGAGUGGCCGGACCAACGGCACCAUUAUACGGAGGAAACGGAAAAAAUAUAGAAGAAACAAUGAAAUAUCUUGUCUGCGAGACCAGAGAACCUACAAGGAUUAACAUGGCAAUUUCAUUUUAUGGAACAUUCUGGCACAAUCUAAAUGGAUCAUUGGAUGACGAUUCUGUAGAUAUUUGGACGCCUACUGAAUCGGAUCUACAUGCCGUCCGAUGGAGAGAAUUAGAAGGAGAUGGAUGGAAUAAGAGUUCUUCUUUGUGGCAUGACAAGUCAAAGAGCUCGUACAUUUGGAUUGAGGAGACAAAAACGUUUUUGGGAUUUGAAAACGAGAGAAGUUUGGAGGAGAAAAUCAAAUAUGCUAGAGAUAAAAAUCUUGGAGGAUUCGUAAUAUGGGCAAUUGAUCAGGAUGACGAUGAGAAUACACUUCUGAAUGUUUUAUCUCCAGCCAGUUUGUGUAAUGAGAACGAUAGGAGAACAGUUAAUUAUGUGUGCGAGAAUUGA
This is a messenger RNA of Caenorhabditis remanei, 1347 nucleotides long. RefSeq lists its product as uncharacterized. The record is from RefSeq and is a predicted model, not a curated record. Gene Ontology annotation, biological process: carbohydrate metabolic process. The coding region runs from base 1 to 1347 and encodes 448 amino acids. The transcript has 3 exons. Gene Ontology annotation, molecular function: chitin binding. Lineage: Eukaryota; Metazoa; Nematoda; Chromadorea; Rhabditida; Rhabditidae.